Molecule: messenger RNA, 1361 nt
Organism: Vigna radiata var. radiata (mung bean)
Lineage: Eukaryota; Viridiplantae; Streptophyta; Magnoliopsida; Fabales; Fabaceae
Gene: AUX22D
Product: auxin-induced protein 22D
Exons: 4
Coding region: 16-1137 (373 amino acids)
Biological process (GO): regulation of DNA-templated transcription
Cellular component (GO): nucleus
Molecular function (GO): protein binding
Source: RefSeq, a predicted model, not a curated record
GGUUAUGACCAUCCAAUGAAGGACAUCCACGUGGGACCCCUAUCAUUAUCACAUGUACCAACGCCUCGUGAUCCAACGCUCCAGGAUUCGCUCCUCACAUCCCAUUGUCCCAAUCAAUCCAGCCCCACCGUGGUCCCCGCUGUAGAGUACCACUGGCCCUCCCUUGUUCCCCCCUUGUCCCCCUCUCACCCUCACACACCUGCUUUCAUGUCCCUCCUGUCACCGCCAAUCAUAUCUCUUCUUUCCAACCCCACCUCACGCGCUCCUUCAACCGUGUGCUCUGGGCCCCACUCUCCCCUACUCCCAUUGGUCAGUAAGAAACGCGUGUCACAGCCCAGGGUGGCUUCUCUCUUCAUCAUUGUGUCAAAAAUUCAUGCACUCAGAAUAAGUCACCUACAUAUUGUCCCACACCAAUGUUGCUAUAAAAUUAAUGAUCUACUACCCACUACCCUUGCAACACAACUUGCAUCUCAUUUCUCUCCUCUCUCUCUCUCUCUUUCUCAAAAAACCGAGUUGAAUUGUUCUGGUCUUUUUGUAAGCACCUAUCAAGAAACAAUGGAGAAUUCAUUGGGAAGCUACGAAAAACAGCUUAAUCUGAAGGCCACUGAGCUGAGAUUGGGGUUGCCCGGUAGCGAUGAGCCUGAGAAACGUGCUACUGCUAGAAGCAACAAGAGAUCUUCGCCGGAAGCAAGUGACGAAGAGAGCAUAAGCAAUGGUUCUGAUGUCACAAAAGAAGACAACGUUGUACCACCUGCAAAGGCACAAGUAGUGGGGUGGCCACCGAUUCGAUCUUACAGGAAGAAUAACGUACAGCAGAAGAAAGAAGAAGAAAGUGAAGGAAAUGGGAUGUACGUGAAAGUUAGCAUGGCGGGUGCACCUUAUUUGAGGAAGAUAGAUCUCAAGGUUUACAAAAGCUACCCUGAACUUCUCAAGGCCUUGGAAAAUAUGUUCAAGUGCAUAUUCGGAGAAUAUUCAGAAAGGGAAGGGUACAAUGGAUCUGAAUAUGCUCCAACUUAUGAAGACAAAGAUGGUGACUGGAUGCUGGUUGGAGAUGUUCCAUGGCACAUGUUCGUGUCAUCCUGCAAGCGGCUCAGAAUUAUGAAGGGAUCAGAAGCAAAGGGGUUGGGUUGUUUUUGAGCCCAAAAUCAAAGCAUAUUUGGCUGAUUAAAAGGAGAGAUGCACAUACACAAAUUUCCUUUAUUUGUUUAUUUCAAAGACUGUGACUUUCUUAAUACACUGUUCCAAAUUCUCAUAGCCAUAACCCGAAUGAGAAACAGUGAUUAAACGAGAAGAGAAUAAAACCAAAGCAUAUGCUAUUUAAUUGUAUACAGAAUAUAAAUACAUAUAUAAUUUUUCCUUCU